GGGCAGGGGGGCUUUAAGCCGGACUGCUCUGCUAAAACAAACAGCGGUCGGCGUCUCGUGGACGGACGGAAUAGAAAAACCUGCACGAAGAUCGAAGCAGAGAAGAGAAGUGAGAAAACUGCAGUCAAAGGAGGAGAAGUUACGGAAGAAUCCGCUUUCAAAAGGACAGAAGCUAGAAAAACAGAAGCUAGACUCAACAAUGGGAGGCCGAUCGCGCCCCCCGGCAGCCGGCAGCGCCUCGCUCCUCGCGGCCCUGUGCAUCUUGACCCUGCUGCCCCGCGGCCUUGUGGGUAAGCCGGCGGAGGAGGGGGACGCGCUGCACCGGGUGAAGCGAGGCUGGGUGUGGAACCAGUUCUUCGUCCUGGAGGAGUACACCGGCCUGGAGCCGCUUUACAUCGGAAAGCUCCACUCCGACAUGGACAGAGGCGACGGCUCCAUCAAGUACAUCCUGUCGGGCGAGGGCGCCGGCACCACCUUCACCAUCGACGACGGCACGGGGGACAUCCACGCCAUCCAGAGGCUGGACCGCGAGGUGAAGGCCCAGUACCUCCUGCGGGCGCAGGCCCGCAACCGCCUGACGGACCAGCCGCUGGAGCCCGAGUCGCAGUUCGUGGUGAAGAUCCAGGACAUCAACGACAACGAGCCCAAGUUCCCGGACGGGCCCUACCACGCGUCCGUGCCCGAGAUGUCCCACAUAGGAACGUCCGUUAUCCAGCUGACCGCCACAGACGCCGACGACCCCACGUACGGCAGCAGCGCCCGCGUGGUCUACAGCAUCCUGGAGGGGCAGCCGUACUUCUCCGUGGACGCCAAGACCGGCGUGGUCCGCGUGUCCCUGGCAGACAUGGACAGGGAGACCAGAGAGAACUACACCGUGGUCAUCCAGGCCAAGGACAUGGGCGGUCAGCUGGGGGGGCUCGCCGGCACCACCAGCGUCAACAUCAGGCUGGGCGACGUCAACGACAACCCGCCCACGUUUGACCAGAGGCUGUACCAGAUGAGCAUCCCGGAGGCGGCCCCCGUGGGCUCGGUGGUGGGACGCAUCUGGGCCAAGGACCGGGACGUCGGGGUCAACGCCGAGAUGGAGUACAGCAUCAUCGACGGGGACGGCAGGGACACGUUCGACAUCAGCACCGACCCGACCAACCUCUUCGGAAUCAUCACAGUGAAAAGGCCGCUCAACUUUGAGAGCAAGCCCAGUUACACUCUGAAGGUGGAGGGCGCCAACACCCACCUGGACCCGGCCUUCCGGCACCGCGUGCCCUUCAAGGACAUGACCAUCGUGCACGUGAGCGUGGAGGACGUGGACGAGCCCCCGCUCUUCGACGCGCCGGCGUACUACGUGGAGCUGGCCGAGGACGCCGAGAUCGGCACCGUGGUGAGGACGGUGACGGCGAGGGACCCAGACGCCGCCAACAACACCGUCAGGUACUCCAUCGAGAAGUCCAGCGACCCAGACAAGUUCUUCUACCUGGAGAUCACUUCCGGCUCGCUGAUGACGGUGCGCUCGCUGGACCGAGAGGAAGUCGGCUGGCACAACAUCACCAUCCUCGCCAUGGAGAUGAACAACCCCACGCAGAUCUCCAGCGCGUCGGUGGCCGUGAGGGUCCUCGACGUGAACGACAACCCUCCCUCCCUGACGCACUACCUGGAGGCCUACGUGUGCGAGAGCGCCAAAGCGGGACAGCUGAUCCAGACCGUGACGGCCGUGGAUCCGGACCAGCCGCUGGGUGGACAACACUUCAGCUACCGCCUGGCUCCAGAGGCCGCCAACAACCCCAACUUCACCCUGAGGGACAACCAAGACAACACGGCGUGGAUCCUGACGCGGCGGGGGGGCUGGUCCCAGCAGGAUCAGACCGUCUUCUACCUGCCCGUCGUCAUCUCCGACGGCGAGCAGCCGGUGCAGACGAGCACCAGCACGCUGACCGUGCGCGUGUGCAGCUGCGACCGCGAGGGCAACGUCAUGUCGUGCGACGCCGAGGCGCACAGCCUGCCCGCCAGCCUCAGCCGGGGGGCGCUCAUCGCCAUCCUGGCCUGCAUCUUCGUGCUGCUCGUGAUGAUCCUGCUCAUGCUCUCCCUGCGGACCCACCGCAAGAAGCCCUACCUGUGCGACGAAGAGGAGAACGUGCACGAGAACAUCGUGCGCUACGACGACGAGGGCGGCGGCGAGGAGGACACCGAGGCCUUCGACAUCGGCGCCAUGUGGAACCCGCGCGAGGCCCACCACCCCCAGCCGCCCCCCCACCCGGGCAAGACCAGGCAGGACAUGCUGCCGGAGAUCGAGAGCCUGUCGCGCUACGUCCCGCAGGCGUGCGUGGCGGGCGGCGGCCUCGGCGAGGGCAGCAACGUGCGCGGCUACGUGCUGGCGAAGCUCCUGGACGCCGACUCCGACGCGUGCGCACCCCCCUACGACUCCCUGCAGACCUACGCCUACGAGGGGGAGGGCUCGGUGGCCGAGUCGCUCAGCUCGCUGCAGUCGGGGGCGUCCAACACGGACCACGAGUACGACUACCUCAGCGACUGGGGGCCUCGCUUCAAAAAACUGGCGGAGAUGUACGGCGCGCUGGAGACCAACGGCGCCCCCGCGUGGUAGAGCGCCGCCGCCCGAUCGCGCGUUUGUUUCUUGAAUCUGAUGAGUCUGAUGAAUCGCUCCAAACAAAAGAGGAAAAAAUGAAAAACACGAGUGCUGCCACGACAGGGGGUGGGACUUCCUGCCGAAGCCUUCGAGGCCUGAGAGGCCUCCAGCAGUAGUGUCAGCCCCUCCCCCAAAGACCGGAGGUGUGGCCUCAAAGCACAUGUCAGCCCCCCCUGGUGGGCGGGGCCUCUUUGCUUCAGAGGGACCUCCAGCUGUGAGCGUGGAGAUCUGAGGCUCGUGGUCAGUUUCAUCCGCGGCAGGUCCUCAUUUAUUCCUCAUGUGCUGUAUUUAUAUAUAUUUUUUGCUUAUAACUUAUUUGGCGGCUUCCAACCAACUCUGUGCUUCAGCUGCGUGAGGAGAUCUUUGAAGGAGCACGUCUGUGUUGUAACAUACAUGAUGGAAGAGUUCUCUGUUUGUCGUAUUGUUAUUGUUUUUGUAUCGUAACUGUUUUUCUCCACAAAAAAAACAAGAAGCGUUUCAAUCACGGGGGGGGGGGGGGGCCGGGGGGGCCUUUUGGGCACUCGAGGCACAUCUGGACGCGCGGCAGGACCGAGCCGCCUUUUCACCUCGGAUCCAGCGCCGCGCCGCCCCGAUCCGUCCAGCCUCCGGUCCCGUGAUUCUUCAGAGACGCUGAUAAUCUGCAUCAAGUGCCAAAUGUUUGAAAAACAACAACAAUAAGAAAAGACCUUUUUGGAUGAAGAGAAGAGACACAAACGGGCUUUUACACACUGGGACGUACGCGAAGGUAGAUUUUGAUAAUUUGGGUGACGUUUACUUGAAAUCUAUGUGGUGAGUCCUGCUGCACAGUGGCGUGUGAAUGUAGAUAUGUUUUUGUAUUCUUGGUAAUAAAAUGGGAAAAAUAA
Messenger RNA from Gasterosteus aculeatus aculeatus (three-spined stickleback), 3501 nucleotides. RefSeq names its product cadherin-20. Gene Ontology annotation, cellular component: plasma membrane; catenin complex; adherens junction. Gene Ontology annotation, molecular function: cadherin binding; calcium ion binding; beta-catenin binding. The record is from RefSeq and is a predicted model, not a curated record. NCBI's taxonomy places the organism in Eukaryota, Metazoa, Chordata, Actinopteri, Perciformes, Gasterosteidae. Gene Ontology annotation, biological process: calcium-dependent cell-cell adhesion; cell morphogenesis; cell-cell junction assembly.